Molecule: messenger RNA, 2941 nt
Organism: Lytechinus pictus (painted urchin)
Lineage: Eukaryota; Metazoa; Echinodermata; Echinoidea; Temnopleuroida; Toxopneustidae
Product: tryptophan 2,3-dioxygenase B-like
Exons: 11
Coding region: 304-1413 (369 amino acids)
Molecular function (GO): L-tryptophan 2,3-dioxygenase activity; heme binding; metal ion binding
Source: RefSeq, a predicted model, not a curated record
GUUUCCAUGAUGAUCUGAAAUAGAUUAAAUAUCUUAUUUGCUUUUGUAAUUUUACAAGUGCCUUCUAAACAAUUUUAAUAUUAACGAUAAACUUUUUCUCGAACUUUUUGAUUUUUUUUUACUAACGACACUGUCAAACUUGCCAUAACACGCCUUUAUUAAAUCAACUUUCAUGCUAUUCUGUUUGUAAAUAUAGUCCUUAUGAAACAAAACCAACUUCAUUAAAUUCUUCGCCUUCAGCUGCGACGGAACUACUUUAUCAGCCAUAAACUCCACGACAUCUGAUCGAACCAUCUGUUCAAAAUGGCGGCGAAUAACGGAAAACCAGAAGUCAAGGAGCCUACGCUGACCUACGAAAACUACCUGAACAUCGAGAAGCUCCUCUCUUGCUUACAACUUCGAUGCCCCAAGUUUGGAAAAUAUGAACACGAUGAACACCUCUUCAUUACAAUGCACCAAGCAUAUGAACUGUGGUUCCGGCAAAUGAUCUUCGAAGUGGACUCCAUCCGAGACAUCUUACGUGAAAGGCCCUUGGAUGAAACCAAGAUGCUGUCUGUGAACAACAGGACGGAUCGAAUUAUCCUAAUCCUAAAGCUCCUUCUCGGCCACCUUAGCGUCCUGGAAACGAUGUUCCCCAUGUCAUUCUUCAACUUCCGGGAUUAUCUCUCACCUGCCUCCGGUUUUCAAAGUGCCCAAUUCCGGGUAUUCGAGAACAAAGUGGGAAUCAAACCGGAUGACCGUAUCCAGUACAUGAAGGAUGAGUACGUCUCACAGUGCAAUCCUGACAAACAAAAAGACAUUCUCGACGCUGUGGAUGAGGAAACACUAUUCCAAAUCGUAGAGCGGUGGCUGGAACAGACACAUGGGUUGGAGGAAGAUGGAUUCAAUUUUUGGAAGAGAUUCGGAGAGAAGGUAGAAGAACGUCUCAAGGAUAUCAAGGCUAGAGAAGAGGUGGCGGAUGCUGAUCACAAGCCAGGAUUAAAGAAGGACUUUGAUGCCUGCAAGGAUAUCUUUCAUAAAGUUCUCACCGAGGAUGAAUAUAAGAAAUUGCUGGCAAGAAAGGAAGUGAGACUUUCACACAAAGCCCUACAGGGGGCGCUAAUGAUCUCUUUCUACCGGAAUGAGACGAGGCUCCAGCAAUCAUUCCAAUUUCUGACUAAACUCAUCGAUGUGGACGCCUACAUGAACAAGUGGCGAUACAAUCAUUUGCUUAUGGUACAUCGCAUGAUCGGUGCUAAGCCAGGAACCGGGGGAUCAUCAGGUUACCACUAUCUUAAGGCAACUAUCAGUGACAAGUAUCGUAUCUUUCUGGAUCUGUUCAAUCUCGCCAACUACUAUUUGCCGCAGGCGUUCGUUCCCGAGCUUACUUACAAUAUGAAAGCCUUCCUUUCACCGACUGGAAAUCCAAAUUAAUCAAUCAUGUCAAUGAAAUCGUCAGGGAGCGUUUCAUAACACGUGAUAUAAUAGCACAUUUCUAAUAAAAGUUAAAAGCUACUGAAAUCAUGGUAUUUGAUUGGCUGAUGGUAAAUUUGUUUUAGAAAUCAGAAAUGUAUUGCUAUAUCAGGUCUUUAUGAAACGGGACCCAAACCUUCAGUUCAUUUCAGGUCCCGGUUGCAGAAAGAGUUGUGUUUGAACGCAACUAAACAAAAAUCAGUCGCAAUACACGAUUUUGAUAAUAAUGGUUGAUCAUCAAAAUUGAAUAUAUUUUUAUGUACGUUCGCUAAAUUGCAACUCGGUUCUUAUAGCAAAAAAGUGUAAUAAUGGUAACUGGUAAUCUCGCUAGAAAUAGAUUAUUCGCACCAAUUUCUAUUCAAAAUACAGACGAAAUUCAAUAUCAUUUGAACAUUUGAAAAAGAAUAGCAGCUGAGUUAGAACUUAGAAACACCGUAAAUUAAGUGCUGACUCGAACCUGUCAUAUCGCUUUAAAAAAAUAUUUUGAACUUAAAACGUACAUCAGGGGGCGCGGAAAUGGUGGGGGGGGGGCCUGAAUGGGAUUCAGCCCUACCCAUUUCCAAAUCCGUGUACACAAACGUAAAAAUGGCCAUCUGAUUGUGAUUUUUUUUUGCCUAGUCAGAGCCCCCCCCCCCCCCCCAAUAUAAAACCGUUCCGCGGCCUCUGUACCAUCUGUGUUCCGGGGCUAGAAAAGGCCCCAACCCUCCACGAAGAAUAUCAAUGUUUUUGUUCUGAAUCAAAUCACCGCACAGUAUUUGUCAUCUAUGAAACUUUUUUAUGAACAUCGUUGGAAUUUUUCGCUUUCACAUUUCACGAAUUUGCAUACCAAAUUCAUUAGAAGAUUAGGAAUUGUUUAAAAAUUUCGAUUUGUGCUCGAUCGCUUUCAUACGCGAUCGCUUUUUUAAUACAAAAAUAUCACAUCCAAGAACUAAGCCCCCUUUAAUUAUAUCAAUGUAAACUAGAUAAGAAGAUAAGUUGAUAUAAUAGUCUGAGGUGUCUCCUCGCCCGAUUGUAAAAUUGUCGUAAAAAUGUUUUUUUACGACUAUAAAGAAUAUGGGUUUGCAAUAGACACACCUUGAUAACUAUGUUAACAUCUAAAGUAAAAAAUCCGAUUGCUGUCCUAUAUGAUGAUUGAAUACGAGCACUGGAAAAUGCUAUUUGUGAAAAUAAUUAAUUUCCAACACAUUUAAUAUCGGCCAAAUAAAAAAUAAAUGAAAUAUUAUAUUUGUAGCAGAUAAUCACGGGUGGCUAUGGCAUGUUAAAGAACCUUAUGGAUAUUAAAAGUAAAGUACAAAUAACAUAAAAUUGGAAUAAAGUUCAUUUCACGUAAGACUAUCGAUCUAUUCUAAAUAGAUUUUUUAUUUUCGCAAUACUGUAAAGAAGAAUGAUGUAGAGACUGGAUUAUAAAUGCCGUUUUUAAUAACUUGAAGAAUCCUAUGUUCAAUAUUUAUUAGUAAAAAAUAAACAUAAAUAUGAUAGUGAUGAUUGU